Molecule: messenger RNA, 6723 nt
Organism: Entelurus aequoreus (snake pipefish)
Lineage: Eukaryota; Metazoa; Chordata; Actinopteri; Syngnathiformes; Syngnathidae
Gene: mmp15b
Product: matrix metallopeptidase 15b
Exons: 10
Coding region: 659-2620 (653 amino acids)
Biological process (GO): extracellular matrix organization; proteolysis; collagen catabolic process
Cellular component (GO): extracellular matrix
Molecular function (GO): metalloendopeptidase activity; zinc ion binding
Source: RefSeq, a predicted model, not a curated record
CCUGUCGUUUCCGGCGAGUGGCACUUGCCUCGCGCGCGGGGGUCAUCUUGGCGCCACUCACGCGCAGCGAGCCUGCAGGAAGUCAUGGCGGACACCCGCGGGAAACUUCUUCGCUAAUGGCGGACACUCGCGGGAAACUUCUUUAAAACUCACACUUUUCUGGCUCGGCGCUACUUUCAACUUGGCGCCAACUUCAUGACUUUGGGACAGUCUUCCUCAUUUAGGACAGUCUUCAUCAUUUAGGACAGUCUUCCUCAUUUAGGACAUUCUUCAUCAUUUGGGACAGUCUUCAUCAUUUCGGACAGUCUUCAUCAUUUCGGACAGUCUUCAUCAUUUGGGACAGUCUUCGUCAUUUCGGACAGUCUUCAUCAUUUCGGACAGUCUUCAUCAUUUCGGACAGUCCUCUUCAUCAUUUGGGACAGUCCUCUUCAUCAUUUCGGACAGUCCUCUUCAUCAUUUCGGACAGUCCUCUUCAUCAUUUCGGACAGUCCUCUUCAUCAUUUGGGACAGUCCUCUUCAUCAUUAGGACAGUCCUCUUCAUCAUUUCGGACAGUCUUCUUCACCAUGGAUCUUCUUGUCUAGCGGCUCCUUCUCCAACCACACCGGCCCGGACCUCCACCCCUUCCCUCUCGCCCACCACGCCGACCUUCCGCGCUCCAUGGCCGGCUGUGUGCAGGACGGCAGCUCGCUGUGGUUGCCGUGGAGACGGAGCCUCCUGCUGGCCGCGUGCUUGUGCGCGUGCGCGCUCGCGGCGAUCGGAGCGGAGGAGGAUUCCUUCAAGGCGGAGACGUGGCUGAGGAUGUACGGCUACCUGCCGCAGGCCAGCAGACAGAAGAUGUCCACCAUGCUCUCCACUCAGAUCUUGUCGGACGCCGUCAGUGACAUGCAGCGCUUCUACGGGCUGGAGGUGACGGGCCACAUGGACCCUCACACCAUCAGCGCCAUGAAGAGACCCCGCUGCGGCGUGCCCGACAAGUUCGGGGGUCAGAUCAAAACCAACGUGCGGCGGAGGCGUUACGCCCUGACCGGACACAAGUGGAACAAGAGCCGCCUCACGUUCAGCAUCCAGAACUACACGCCCAAGAUCGGCGAGUACAACUCCUUCGCCGCCAUCCGGCAGGCCUUCAAGGUCUGGGAGGGCGUCACCCCCUUGACCUUCGACGAGAUCCCCUACCAGGAGAUCAAAUAUGGACGCCGCAAGGAGCCCGACAUCAUGCUCUUCUUCGCCUCCGGUUUCCAUGGCGACAGCUCCCCCUUUGACGGGGAGGGGGGCUUCCUGGCCCACGCCUACUUCCCCGGACCCGGGAUGGGCGGGGACACCCACUUUGACUCCGACGAGCCCUGGACCCUCGGAAACCACAACGUACAAGGCAACGACCUCUUCCUGGUUGCCAUCCAUGAGCUGGGCCACGCUUUAGGUCUAGAACAUUCCCACAACCCUCUGGCCAUCAUGGCGCCCUUCUACCAGUGGAUGGAGACUCAGGACUUCCACUUACCUGACGACGACCGCAGAGGCAUUCAGCAGAUCUAUGGUACACCAGACAGCAGGCCCACACAGGCCCUGCCCACUGUGACCCCGCGUCACCCAGAGCCCAGACCACCUCCCAGUCCUCCUCGUCAGCCGGAGCGACCAAGGACCACAGACAGACCAGACCACUACGGACCUGACAUCUGUGAAGGCAACUUUGACACGGUGGCCAUGCUGCGGGGAGAGAUGUUUGUCUUCAAGGGCCGCUGGUUCUGGAGGGUGCGCAGGAACCGGGUUCUGGACAACUACCCCAUGCCCAUCGGGCACUUCUGGAGAGGACUGCCCGGGGACAUCGAUGCCUCCUACGAGAGACACGACGGCAGGUUCGUCUUCUUCAAAGCUCACAGGUUCUGGGUCUUCCGGGAAGCCAACCUGGAACCAGGUUACCCUCUGGAGCUAAUCGAUUACGGACGCGACAUUCCUUACGACCGCAUAGACGCCGCCAUCUGGUGGGAACCCUCGGGAUACACCUACUUAUUCCAAGGAGACAGGUACUGGCGCUUUGAUGAGCAGUCGCGCUCGGCCGACAGAGGCUACCCCAAAGCCAUUAGCGUGUGGGGCUCGGCUGUACCCGCCUCUCCCAAGGGCGCCUUCCUCAGCGACGAUGGCGCCUACACCUUCUUCUACAAGGGUUCCAAGUACUGGAAGUUUGACAACCACCGCAUGAAGAGCGAGCCGGGCUACCCCAAGUCCAUCCUGCGGGACUUCAUGGGCUGCAGCGUGGACCUGGACCCAGACACCGACACCGACUCCGACACCGCCGACAAGAACCCCGACGUCAACCGGCCGCCCUUCAACCCGGACGCCGGGCGCGACGACGACAAAGACGGGACGGACGGCGGCGUGGACUCGGAUGGCGACAAAGACCAGGAUGAGUCGGAGACUGUAGAGGAGGACACUAACGAGGUGGACGUGGUGCUGAAGGUGGACGACAGCCAGGAGAGGACCAUGAACAUCCUGAUGGUGUCCAUCCCGCUGGUCUUGGUGCUGUGCAUCCUGGGCCUGGUCUACGCCAUCAUCAACACGCUGCAGAGCAAGGGGGCGCCCCGGCUGCUGGUGCACUGCAAGCGCUCGCUGCAGGACUGGGUCUAGGACUGGGUCCAGGACUGGGUCUAGGACUGGAUCCAGGAUUGGGUCUAGGACUGGGUCCAAGACUGGGUCUAGGACUGGGUCUAAGACUGGGUCUAGGACUGGAUCCAGGAUUAGGGCUAGGACUGAGUCCAAGACUAGAUCUAGGAUUGGGAUUAAGACUGGGUCCAAGACUGGGCCUAGGACUGGGUCUAAGACUGGGUGUAGGACUGGUUCCAAGACUGGGUCCAAGACUGGGCCUAGGACUGGGUCUUGGACUAGGUCUUGGACUGGCUCUAGUACUGGAUCCAAGAUUGGGUCUAGGACUGGGUCCAAGACUGGGUCUAGGACUGGAUCCAGGACUGGGCCUAGGACUCGGUCCAGGACUGGGUCUAGGACUGGUUCCAGGACUGGGUCCAAGACUGGGUCCAGGACUGGGUCCAGGACUGGAUCCAGGACUGGGUCCAGGACUGGGUCUAGGACUGGGUCCAGGACUUGGUCUAGGACUGAAUCCAGGAUUAAGGCUAGGACUGGGUCCAGGAUUGGGCCUAUGACUGGGUCCAUGUCUGGGUCUAGGACUGGGUCCAGGAUUGGGUCUAGGACUGGGUCCAAGACUGGGUCCAGGACUGGGUACUAGGGCUGGAUCCAGGAUUGGGGAUAGGACUGGAUCCAAGACUGGAUCUAGGAUUGGGAUUAGGACUGGGUCUAAUACUGGGCCUAAAACUGGGCCUAGGACUGGGUCUAAGACUGGGUCCAAGACUGGGUCUAGGACUCGGUCCAAGACUGGGUCUUAGACUAGGUCUUGGACUGGGUCCAAAGCUGGGUCCAAAACUGGACCAAGGACUAGGUCUAAGACUGGCUCUUCGACUGGGUCUAGGACUAGAACUAAGACUGGGUCUAGAACUGGGUCUGACCCCAUCUGGAAGACCCCCAAAGACCCCCCCUCCCCCACUGGAGUUAUUUAAACCCACUUUGCACAUUCUCUUCUCCACUUUGUUGAUUCAUAAACAGGAAGUCGGUGCUCCUCCUUCCUGCUCAGCUGACGUCGUCAUGGAAACAGUCAUGUGACCGACUCACCUUCUUGCAAGAACAAGAAGUUGUUGCAAUAAAACUUCAGCUGGUCUUCUUUCUUCCAAACUUACAACCAUGGAUCUGAGGAGGAAGUGCCACGUAGCAGUUCAUGUAGCGGUUCACGUAGCGGUUCACGUAGCGGUUCACGUAGCGGCUCACAUAGUGGUUCAUGUAGCGGUUCACGUAGCGGUUCACGUAGCGGUUCACGUAGUGGUUCAUGUAGCGGUUCACGUAGUGGUUCAUGUAGCGGCUCACGUAGCGGCUCACAUAGCGGUUCAUGUAGCGGUUCACGUAGCGGUUCACGUAGUGGUUCAUGUAGCGGUUCAUGUAGCGGCUCACGUAGCGGCUCACGUAGCGGCUCACAUAGCGGUUCAUGUAGCGGUUCAUGUAGCGGUUCACGUAGCGAUUCACGUAGUGGUUCACGUAGUGGUUCACGUAGCGGCUCAUGUAGCGGUUCAUGUAGCGGUUCAUGUAGUGGUUCAUGUAGCGGUCCACGUAGCGGUCCACGUAGCGGUCCACGCCGGCUGGUCAAGAAGACUCAUGGGAACUCGGGUCAUGAAAAGCCAGCAGGCGCACAUUUGCUGACCCGCACUUACCCUAAACCACUUUGCAUCCUCGCUCUUAUUUUGGCGGUCAGACGUGUUUGUGUUAAAGACGUUGUCUGUUCCAGGGUCCAACAUGUCCUCACUUGGUACCAAGAGUCCACAAGUCUGCUAACAAAAACCAAAGACAAGUUGAAUGGUGUCAGUGUGAGCGCCCCCUGAAGGACCUCAGUGGUACUACAAGACUCUUCUUCUUUCACAUGUGACCCACAUGGUGCUGGUGCUGGUGCUGGUGCUGGUCCUGGUGCUGGUCCUGGUACUGGUGCUGGUGCUGGUGCUGGUGCUGGUCCUGGUGCUGGUCCUGGUACUGGUGCUGGUGCUGGUGCUGGUGCUGGUCCAGCACAUGACUGCACAGGAAACCUGAGCUUUCAUUUUGUGUCGCCCCUCCCCCUUUUCAAAGGGGGAGGGGCGACACAGGAGGGAGGGAGGUGGUGAGGAAAGUGUCAUGUGACUGCCUUUCACCUCAAACAUCACCCAAUUUAAUCAGCACUAAAAGCCCCCCAUGACCCCAUGACCUCAUGACCUCAUGACCCCAUGACCUCAUCUCCUCCUCCUGCACGUCAGACAUGAGCAGUGGAUGUCAGAUCAGAGUGUGUGCAGCAGAUCAUAUCAUCUUCAUCACAUGCACGACAAUCUGGUUAUUAAUUACAAUAAUAUCAUUAUUAAUGACAAUAGUGACAUUAAUGACAUUAUUGUUAUUAAUGAUAGUAAUUACAAUAAUAUCAUUAUUGUUAUUAAUGACAUUAGUGACAUUAAUAACAUUAUUGUUAUUAAUGAUAGUAAUUACAAUAAUAUCAUUAUUAAUGACAAUAGUGACAUUAAUGACAAUAAUGUCAUUGUUAUUAAUAAUAAUGACUUGAUUGUUAUGAGUAAGAAUAACAAAUAUGAUAUUGUUGACAUGAAUAACAAUAAAAGCCCAUCACUUCUUGUUGAAGGCAGCGAGGAUUACAGGUCAAAGGUCACGUGUGAGGGAGGUGUCCUCACUGAUGAACCAACAAAGAAGAGAAACCACCUCAACAUUGUUGCUUCUUCCUUCCUCUUGUUUUGUCCCACUACUUCCUCUUGUUUUGUCCCACUACUUCCUCUUGUUUUGUCCCACUACUUCCUCUUGUUUUGUCCCACUACUUCCUUUUGUUUUGUCCCACUACUUCCUCUUGUUUUGUCACACUACUUCCUCUUGUUUUGUCCCACUACUUCCUUUUGUUUUGUUCCACUACUUCCUCUUGUUUUGUCCCACUACUUCCUCUUGUUUUGUCCCACUACUUCCUUUUGUUUUGUUCCACUACUUCCUCUUGUUUUGUCCCACUACUUCCUCUUGUUUUGUCACACUACUUCCUCUUGUUUUGUCCCACUACUUCCUCUUGUUUUGUCCCACUACUUCCUUUUGUUUUGUCCCACUACUUCCUCUUGUUUUGUCACACUACUUCCUCUUGUUUUGUCCCACUACUUCCUUUUGUUUUGUUCCACUACUUCCUCUUGUUUUGUCCCACUACUUCCUCUUGUUUUGUCCCACUACUUCCUUUUGUUUUGUUCCACUACUUCCUCUUGUUUUGUCCCACUACUUCCUCUUGUUUUGUCCCACUACUUCCUUUUGUUUUGUUCCACUACUUCCUCUUGUUUUGUCCCACUACUUCAUUUUGUUUUGUUCCACUACUUUCUUUUGUUUUGUUCCAUUACUUCCUUUUGUUUUGUCCCACUACUUCCUUUUGUUGCACUACUUCCUUUUGUUUUUGUCACACUACUUUAUUUUAUUUUGUUCCACUCCACUACUUCCUUUUGUUUUGUUCCACUACUUCCUUUUGUUUUGUCCCACUACUUCCUUUUGUUGCACUACUUCCUUUUGUUUUUGUCACACUACUUUAUUUUCUUUUGUUCCACUCCACUACUUCCUUUUGUUUUGUCACACUACUUUAUUUUCUUUUGUUCCACUCCACUACUUCCUUUUGUUUUGUUCCACUACUUUAUUUUGUUUUGUCCCACCACUUCCUUUUGUUUUGUCAUACUAUGUUCUUUUGUUUUGUCCCACUACUUCGUCGUGUUCCUCUACUUCCUCUUGUCCCACUACUUCCUUUUGUUUUGUCCCACUACUUCCUCGUGUUCCUCUACUUCCUCUUGUCCCACUACUUCCUUUUGUUUUGUCCCACUACUUCCUCGUGUUCCUCUACUUCCUCUUGUCCCACUACUUCCUUUUGGUUUGCCCCACUACUUCCUGGUGUUCCACUACACCACUUCCUGUUGUCCCCCCUGCUUGCCACAGGAAGUGGUGUCAGGAUCAGGAAGUGAUCAUCUGUCCGUGAAUUUGUUAGUCUUUGAUGUUUUUGAUGAUUUUGUGUUGCUAACAUUCCAAUUGUUGUUUUUUUUUGCUUAGUGAUUAGAUUAGAAGUGUGUAGUGUGUGUAGUAGUUGUGUUGACGAGCCAUGCUGGACAUGUACACAAUAAAAACCUUACAAGUUG